Molecule: messenger RNA, 1957 nt
Organism: Vicugna pacos (alpaca)
Lineage: Eukaryota; Metazoa; Chordata; Mammalia; Artiodactyla; Camelidae
Gene: PLA1A
Product: phospholipase A1 member A
Biological process (GO): lipid catabolic process
Molecular function (GO): glycerophospholipid phospholipase A1 activity
Source: RefSeq, a predicted model, not a curated record
UGGCUCAGACAGGAAGGACAGUGUGUUUUAAUGUCCCCUACUCUGAGGAAAAAAGAAAAGUAUAUUUAUUUUCAUUGAGAAGAAGAAACAGAAAAACUGUGGAAGUUAAACAAAUAGGCAGAGUUUGCUUUUCUUUUACAGGUCAUGGGGCCAGUUAAUGGUUAGUGAGACCCAAGCGGGGCAUUUGGUGUUCAAAACUCUGGGAGGCUGGGUUACGUGAUCGAUCUCUUCGGCGUUAGGGGUCAACUUCACACCAGCUCUGAGACUUCCAGCUCGGCGAUGCCCCCAGGCCGCUGGGAGAGAUGCUUCUGGUCGUGGGGGCUCCUUCUGUGGCUCGGUGUUGAAAGUACAGGAGAUGUACUUCCUACCCCACAGACAAAGUGUACUGACUUCCAGAAUGCAAAUCUCCUCCGAGGCACCAGUCUCAGAGUCCAGUUUCUCCUCUUCACCACUUCAGAUCCUAGCUGUGGGCAGCUAGUGGAAGAAAGUAGUGACAUCCAAAACACUGGGUUCAAUGCCACUCUAGAAACCAAGCUGGUUAUCCAUGGAUUCAGGGCUUUAGGAACAAAGCCUUCCUGGAUUGAUAAAUUCAUCGGCACCCUUCUGCAGGCCACAGAUGCUAAUGUGGUCGCCGUGGACUGGGUCUAUGGCUCUACAGGUGUCUACUUCUCAGCCGUGGAAAAUGUGAUUAAGCUGGGACUCGAGAUCUCUCGUUUCCUCAGUAAACUCCUGGCUCUGGGUGUGUCACAGUCCUCAGUCCACAUCAUUGGUGUCAGCCUGGGGGCCCACGUUGCGGGCAUGGUGGGACAUUUCUACAAAGGCCAACUGGGACGGAUCACAGGCCUGGACCCUGCUGGACCGGAGUAUACCAGAGCCAGCCUAGAGGAGCGCUUGGAUGCUGGGGACGCCCUCUUCGUGGAAGCCAUCCACACAGACACAGACAAUUUGGGUAUUCGGAUUCCUGUCGGACAUGUGGACUACUUCGUCAACGGAGGCCAAGACCAACCUGGCUGUCCCAUCUUCAUUCAUGCAGGCUACAGUUAUUUGAUCUGUGAUCACAUGAGGGCUGUGCACCUCUACAUCAGCGCACUGGAGAAUUCCUGUCCACUGAUGGCCUUCCCUUGUACCAGCUAUAAGGCCUUCCUUGCUGGACACUGUCUGGAUUGUUUCAACCCUUUUCUGCUUUCCUGUCCAAGGAUUGGGCUGGUGGAACAAGGUGGUGUCAAGAUAGAACCACUUCCCAAGGAAGUGAAGGUCUACCUCCAGACCACUUCCAAGGCUCCAUACUGUGUGCAUCACAACCUUGUGGAGUUUUACUUGCAGGAGCCAAGAAACCGGGACACCUGUAUCACAGUCACCUUCCUUGGCAGCAAUGUCACCUCGUCGGUCAAGAUCACCAUACCUAGACAGCACCGCCAUGGGAAAGGAGUCAUAGCUCACCCCAACCCUCAGUGCCAGAUAAGCCAAGUGAAACUCAAGUUUCAGGCUUCCCACCGGGUUUGGAAAAAAGACCGGAUGACCAUUAUCGGAAAGUUCUGCACUGCUCCUUUGCCCGUCAAUGACAAUAAAAAUAUGGUCUGCUUACCUGAGCCAGUGAACUUACAAGCAAGUGAGACUGUUUCUCAUGACCUGAAAAUAACCUGUAUAUAGUAUAAGGGCAGGAUCCAGCUCCCUGGAUUGGGGAUAGGGGGUGUGGGUGUUCAACUUACUGUAAGCCAUUACUAGUAAGAAGGAAGGCUAAACUCUUUAUUUUACCCAUAAUUACAGAUAAUUAUGUAGAGAGCUUUAUCUCCAUUGUCUAUUCAUAGAGCCUUACAAAGAUACCGUAUGAGCUUUCCUACUUACGCUUAACUGAAACUGCCUCAUAUCCUUGGGCAUCUGUACCUAGAAUUCAAUAGAAACCUAUACAGGGAAAAGUUGUGUUUUUUCCCAAAUAAAACUCCAUGGAAUAUCUGAA